CAAGAUGCCCUGCGCAAGAAGAAGGUCCAACUGGUGGCCUUCCUGCUCCUCACGUACCGCGCCAAGGAGCUGACCACAAAGGCAGAGAUGCUGGAGCGGGUCACCCAGGAUCACCAGGACCACUUCCCUGUGAUCUUCAGCCAAGCCUCCAAGGAUUUGCAGCUGGUCUUUGGCAUGGAUGUGAAGGAAGUGGACCCCAGUGGCCACUCCUAUGUCCUAGUCCCCACCCUUGGCCUCACCUGGAAUGGGGUGACCGAAGAGUAGCGCCUCCCCAAGACCGGCCUCCUGGUGCUGCUCCUGGGCGUGAUCCUCCUGCGUGGUGGCCAGGCUUCUGAGGAGGAAGUGUGGAAAUUGCUGAGUGUUGGGAAGGUGUACCCCGGGAGGGAGCACUUCAUCUAUGGGGAGCCCAGGGAGCUCAUAACUGGGAUCUGGGUGCAGGAGCAGUACCUGGAGUACCGGCAGGUUCCUGACAGCAAUCCUGCUCGCUUACUUGCCCACGCAGAGGCCAGCAAGAUGCAGGUCCUGCUGUUUUUGCUCAGGCUCCUUAGCAUGGCUACAGGCUCUUUCCUGUCCCUAUCUGAGGAGGCUAGAAGCAAUGAGGAACAGGGUCCCUGA
Messenger RNA from Manis pentadactyla (Chinese pangolin), 615 nucleotides. Its product is annotated as melanoma-associated antigen 1-like. Gene Ontology annotation, cellular component: nucleus. The record is from RefSeq and is a predicted model, not a curated record. Gene Ontology annotation, biological process: negative regulation of transcription by RNA polymerase II. NCBI's taxonomy places the organism in Eukaryota, Metazoa, Chordata, Mammalia, Pholidota, Manidae.